Molecule: messenger RNA, 3708 nt
Organism: Clupea harengus (Atlantic herring)
Lineage: Eukaryota; Metazoa; Chordata; Actinopteri; Clupeiformes; Clupeidae
Gene: cpxm2
Product: carboxypeptidase X, M14 family member 2
Biological process (GO): proteolysis
Molecular function (GO): metallocarboxypeptidase activity; zinc ion binding
Source: RefSeq, a predicted model, not a curated record
GUAAUAUGAAAUCAUUUAAAUAUUGUUUUAUAUUUUCCAUAUUUUGUUAAAGGGCUGUACCUCAGUAAGUAUUUUGUACCAGCUACCACAGGUGAGACCUAGUCAGUAAUUACCUUUUUGUUGAUCAAGAGAGACUGCAGUUAUUGUGCAUGUGACUAUUAGUAUACACAAGCAUAGUUAUAUUCCAUUGAUGAUUUUGUUUGGAGUGCCUUAUUGUAGUUGAUAUAUGUUUUGUCAGAGAGAGCGUUUCUUUUUUUUCUCUUGCCCUUGCCAAAACUCAGCUCUCAGGAAACAUCUGUUUAACCUGUCGCUCACUAAUGUGCAAAUUAUAGGCCCGCGGUCACAAAAUUGGGGGCCUGAGAAAGUGAUGCACAUCUUCCCUUAAUCUGCUUAAUUGAUCUUUAAUACAUAUUUUGCCAAGUAGUUUAUUUUUAAUUCCCACAAGAUGUACAUUCUGAAGUAAUGUGAAAAUAUACCAUACAAAUCCACCUAACCUUCCAUCAACCUUCUGUCUUUCUCUUUGUAAAGAAACCUACUUGUACUCUAUUAUACAAUUCUACUCUUCUGUGAAACAAAACCAUGGACAGAGUAGUUCUAGUUGCCAGCAAGUAUGACAAGAAAAUGUAAUUCAUUCAAAUUAAUUAACUUAAUAAUUUAUAAACUGAAUUAAUUAAUGUCCUUUCCAUGUAGUUGAUCGAAAAUUGCUGUAGUCGAUUUCAAUACUAUGUUGAAUGCAUUAUUUUGAAUGUUUGCACCUGCCAAUACGUAUAUCCAAAAGAAAAAGUUUUCUCUCCCUGUAUCUAUCUUUCUACCUCUCCCCCAAUAACUUCUCUCUUUGUCUUUUCUGCCCUCCCUCCUUUUUUAUUCUCCCUCCCACUUGUUUUCCCAAGCAAGAAUUUGCUUAGACCUUCUGGCUCUGUGGCUUUCGACAGGGACUUGGAACGUCUGGAAGUAUGUAGACUUGGUAAAGACAGGACAAACGGGGUAGACUGAGAGAAGUAACAGAACAAAGUGAGAGAGAAAGUGAGCAGUUUUAUGGGAAACAGCUUUUGACAGCCCACUAAAUGCUGUAGCCUUCUCAUUAUGUCCGCUUUGUUCCUGAAAGGAUGGUGUAACUGGUCCCUGACUUUGUCUAUGCUGGCAGUCUUGCGGUCUCUUUCUUAUGGCUAUCCGGUUGAGGGUAGGGAUUACUAUCGGGAGGACCAGCUAAAUCGUGAGCACGAUCUCCACAUACCUGAAUCCGCCCAGCAUGCUCUUGAGAGACACCAGCUGCAGGGCAGCAAUCGAAGUGGAAAGUCUGUUUUCAGGAAAGCACCUAAAACCAGCACAGAGAGAAGUAAGCAAGACACAGAGGGAUCAGAGACUAAAGCAGAAUGCCCACCAAUGGGACUGGAGACCCUUAAAAUUGACGACGUUCAGCUCCAUGCCUCUACUAUGAAACGUUAUGGACUAGGACCUCACCGGGGACGUCUAAACAUUCAGGCUGGACUGAAUGAUGAUGAGUUCUAUGAUGGAGGCUGGUGUGCAGGAAGAAAUGAUCCUCUGCAGUGGCUUGAGGUGGACGCCCGCAGGCUUACCAAGUUCACCGCUGUUAUAACGCAAGGCCGGAGUUCACUUUGGUCGAGUGAUUGGGUGACAUCUUACAAAGUGCUGUUUAGCAAUGACAGCCAUACAUGGGUCACCCUAAAAAAUGGAUCUCGGGACCUGAUUUUUCCUGGAAACAGAGAGAAGGAGAUCCCUGUCCUCAACAGUUUCCGUAAGCCUGUGGUGGCACGUUACAUCCGUGUGAACCCUCGGUCAUGGCACAACAAUGGUGACAUCUGCAUGAGGAUGGAGAUCCUGGGAUGCCCAAUGCCAGACCCCAAUAAUUAUUACCACAGGCGAAAUGAAAUCACAACAACAGACAGUUUGGACUUCAAACACCACAACUACAAAGAAAUGAGACAGCUAAUGAAGGUAGUUAAUGAGCUUUGCCCAAACAUCACCAGAAUAUAUAACAUUGGCAAAAGUUAUAAUGGCCAGAAGCUGUAUGCCAUUGAAAUAUCGGACAACCCAGGAGAACAUGAAUUGGGUGAGCCAGAGUUUCGCUAUACGGCAGGUUCCCAUGGUAAUGAAGUUUUGGGACGAGAGCUGCUGCUGCUGCUUAUGCAGUUCAUAUGCCAGGAGUAUCUCUCGGGUAAUCAGCGGAUACAGCAUCUGGUGGAUGAGACCCGGAUACACCUACUGCCUUCAGUUAAUCCCGAUGGCUGUGAUAAAGCUUUUGAAGUGGGAUCAGAGUUGGGGGGCUGGUCUGUGGGACGUUGGAGUCAGGAUGGCUUUGACAUACAUCACAACUUCCCUGAUUUGAAUUCCAUCCUGUGGGAAGCAGAAAUCCAGAACUUGGUCCCGCGUAAGGUUCUAAACCACCAUGUGCCUAUUCCUGAGUGGUACCAGUCUAAAAAUGCCACGGUUGCCAUGGAAACACGGGCUUUAAUUGCCUGGAUGGAGAAGAUCCCAUUUGUGCUAGGUGGCAACCUGCAGGGAGGGGAGCUUGUCGUGACCUAUCCCUAUGACCGCACACGCUCACAUGGGAUUACACAAGAGCAAACACCCACACCAGAUGACCAUAUCUUCGGCUGGCUGUCUUUUUCCUAUGCGUCCACCCACCGACUCAUGACUGAUGCCAGCCGCCGCGUGUGCCACACUGAGGACUUUGCUAAGGAAGACAGCACCACCAACGGAGCGGCCUGGCAUACUGCAGCAGGGAGUAUGAAUGACUUUAGCUACCUGCAUACAAACUGCUUUGAGUUGUCCAUGUUUGUGGGCUGCGACAAAUUCCCCCAUGAGACUGAGCUGCCAGAGGAGUGGGAGAACAACCGUGAAUCUCUGUUGGUCUUCAUGGAGCAGGUGCAUCGUGGAAUUAAGGGAGUGGUGAGAGAUGUAAAGGGCAGGGGCAUUACCAAUGCCAUCAUUUCUGUGGAAGGCAUAAAUCAUGAUGUUCGCACAGCUGCAGAGGGUGACUACUGGCGCCUGCUAAAUCCUGGAGAGUACAAAGUGACAGCCAGAGCAGAUGGAUACACCCCGACAAGUAAAAUGUGUGAGGUGGGCUAUGAGAUGGGGGCGACCCAAUGUGACUUUGUUAUCAGUCGCACCAACCUGUCACGCAUCAAAGAAAUCAUGGAGAGGUUUGGCAAGCAGCCAAUCAGCUUUCCAGUAAGACAGCUCCAGAGACGACCCCAACAACAAUGGCUGGGACAUAGGUUUGGGAGAAGGGGAAGAGAGUGAAGGUUAACAGAAGUGGAAAGAAGAAGAGAAAAAGGGCUGAUAUUUCUGUGGAAAACAUCAUCCUCUCCAGCUUCCAUUGAAAGAAGGUUGCUUUUUCUGUAUGCAUGCGGGUUCGGUCUACCAGCUCUGCCACAAAAAACUUGCACAAACAGUAACAUUCACUUUUUGGUCUAAAAGCUUUCUUGGUCUUUGUUUUACCAUGAACUUCUCUUAAAAAGACAUUAUAAAGCUUUAAGUAAAGAGCAGAAUAACUGUCUUAUAAAUCCAUUGUAUGAGACUCAUUUUUUAGAUCUAAAUGAAUUGUGCUCGAAUAAUAGUUGCUGCAAACAUAUGCAUACAUAUGUUAAAUGACCUUUUUAUAUCCAAGUUGAAAGUUACAUUGCAGUUCAUAUACAUUUCAAUUAUAUCUGUUUAUGAAUUAUGGAAACAUUAAAGUGUCCUUGC